AUGCCCGUGCUAAUUGGCUUUCUCCUGUUGCCCCUUCUGUUAUUCGAUUUUUACGACACACUCAAGUUAAGAAACAGCGCAGAUCGUAUCAUCCACGUGUCUGAAAAGGGGGGCUGUUUGCCAAACCCGUGGUCGUUGAGUCAUAGUAUAAAUGCAAGGCAUCUCUUUAUUCACAACAAGAAUGGAUUUGAAGGCAGGCUCAAAUUUGAUAGGAAGAACGCGGGUGUGCAACGGAGGAAGGAGGAGCUGUUCCUCAGUAGAGACGAACCGGGCUUUGCAAAAAACGAAAUGAAAAUAGAGACCUUUAAGAGCCCAAGUGGGAAUGAAUUCCUAUGCACCAAACUGGUGAUGAAUGAUCAGGAGAAGAGGUUCAUCGUGGACCUGUGCAGUGACAACAGUUUUUUGUUUUCACGGGGGGAAGACAUCCUCCUUAAAAGUAAUCGUAGCAAUGGUGUUGCCCCAACCGAAUCGGAGAGGGGACCCCCUCAUCUCCUGUUCGGACGAGAAGACGUGCAAAAUGUGCACGAAGAGCUCUACCUGAACAAUACCAAGGUGGAUGUAGAGAGAGUGGUGAAGGCAAAGGAAAGUAGGGAGAAGAAAGUUUUUCAAUUCUACCUAAUGGAAGAAAAACAAAUGGACAAGAAUUUAGAUGGGAUUAUCGGAUUUGAUUUUUUUUCCAACUUUGACUCCUUCCUGUUUGAUACGAUUCGUAUGAAGAUAGAGUUAGGUGGGGACGCCGCUUCGAAUAAACUACAGGAGCAGUGGGCAAGCACCCCCGAUGGGCACUGCCACAAAGUAGACCUACACAACUAUAGCAAUCACAUAAAAUAUUUCAGCGUAGAUGUAAAUAACCAGCUGUAUAAGGGUCUCCUAGAUUCGGGCACUUCAAAGACGCUGCUCAUAAACAGUGACGUGAAAUUGGAAAGGGAAGACGAACGGGGUGAUGAUAGCGUCCCUGUAGAGAAUAUACUAAACCAGAGGUUCACGGUGAGGAAAUUAAAAAAGGUUAAUCGCUUUGCUAUUCUGUCGAAGGAGAGUGAAGUAGGAAUGCCCCUCCAAAUGAAGGAAUUAUAUGCAAAUGAAAAUGUGUUCCCAUAUUUGGACUCCAACGUAGUUUUGCUCGGUUUGGACUUUUUGCUGAACCGCAAGUUCCUCUUCGAUUUAAAAAAUGGCAAGCUCUACAUGUACUGUGAAGGGACUACGUGUUCACCUCACGCUAUGAGUGAAGGCAACCUUGUUAGCGGUUCUGCCACCAGUGGGGCAAACAAUUCCAUCAUUGAUCAUCUGAAGGUGGACCAAAAGUGCGCCGAAAUAUAUGAACAGCUGAAAAGCAAAAAGCUAAGCUUCCUCAAUAUAACAAACGAGUUAGAAAAAGACAACAUAGAUAUGCAGGAUUGUAAAAGCACUAACGAUGUGAUUAGGAGGUAUGCCAUAAAGGUUAUCUACGGGAAGGAAUACCUCCCAAGGAGGGAACCAACUAGGAAGGAUCCCGAAUUUGAGCAAAGAUACAAAGAGAUGACUACCUUCUUUAAGAAAUUAUCCCCAGAGGAAAAACAGAACAUGCUAAAUAAGAUGGUUCACACUUUGAGGAGUGACUACAGAGAUGGUAGUUUUGGGGACCCUUCAUCUGGAGGAAGUGAUCCAACGAAUGAGCAACACAACCCCCCGCGUAAUAAUCACGAGUAUGAAAGGGCAUCCGAAAUAAUAGAAAAGUACGUAACACAGGAAAUUGAAAAGAAGCAAUAUUCCUUGCACCGAUUCAAGUCUUGCAACGCAAAUCGAAGGAAUGAAAAGGCAGUGGAAGAAGAAUACACCCAUUUGAGUGCCCUUUACAAUGCACACCCGGAGUUUAGCUUCGAAAUAUUAAACGACUUUAAAAGGGAACUCUCUGCCCGACGCAUCAAUGUGAAUGCACUGCAGAGUGAAAACGAUAUAAUACGAAAAGUGGCAGAGACACGGGUGUACAACCAGAAUGCGAAUUCGAACAAGGAGGGUAGAAACAGGAAGAGGAAAAAUAUCAUCGUGAGGAGAUUCUCAAAUGACGAUAAUAAUAUACACACACAAAUUAUAAUUAGACGUAAUGGAUUGGAUCCAGAUGACGAUGACAGUGAAGACAACACAGAGGAAGGGAAGGACGGCAAGUACCAUCAGUAUGGCAACAUGGAAAGGAUGGAUGAUCUUUUUCCUAACUCCCUGUUUUCAGGAAUAUUUAAAAAUUUCUUCGGGGAUAGUAACCGAAGUGAACACUACCGUAGUGGGGGCGACGACACUGAUGACGCUGGGGGGGAUGAUGGAGAAGAGGGUCACCAGGAUGGAGACCUACUCUCCGAACUGAACAACUUCUUUGGUUUUGGCAACAUGGGGGAAAACUUUUUUAGGAAAAAAAAAAAAAGCGUCAUAGGGUUCAAAACGAAGGAACCCACAAAUGGAAAUGCUGAUCCAGAAGGGGAGGGUAAGAAAAAAGGGAACGGCACUUCGGGUGACACUUCGAACGACAUUUCGAGCGACAUUUCAAAUGCCAUAAAGGAGGAGAAGGACACGGAUAUUAUCUACCUGCUGAACAAAGUGCAGAAGCUUAAUGACGCCAAUUUGAAAAGCUUCAUUUUGCAAUCGCUCAAGAAUGACAACGUGCGUAGGAUCCUCGUCGACGCGCUGAAGAAGGGCUACCAGAGCGCCCACGAGGAAUGCCGCACGCAGGGUGACAACAAGGGGAUGUACCUCCUGCAGAUGCUGAAGCAAACGGGCAUCUUCUGA
This is a messenger RNA of Plasmodium coatneyi, 2754 nucleotides long. RefSeq lists its product as uncharacterized. Gene Ontology annotation, biological process: proteolysis. Lineage: Eukaryota; Apicomplexa; Aconoidasida; Haemosporida; Plasmodiidae. Gene Ontology annotation, molecular function: aspartic-type endopeptidase activity. The coding region runs from base 1 to 2754 and encodes 917 amino acids. The transcript has a single exon. The record is from RefSeq and is a predicted model, not a curated record.